This is a messenger RNA of Centropristis striata (black sea bass), 2217 nucleotides long. RefSeq names its product T cell leukemia homeobox 2 (gene tlx2). Gene Ontology annotation, cellular component: nucleus. Gene Ontology annotation, molecular function: RNA polymerase II cis-regulatory region sequence-specific DNA binding; DNA-binding transcription factor activity, RNA polymerase II-specific. The record is from RefSeq and is a predicted model, not a curated record. Gene Ontology annotation, biological process: regulation of transcription by RNA polymerase II; animal organ development. The transcript is spliced from 4 exons. NCBI's taxonomy places the organism in Eukaryota, Metazoa, Chordata, Actinopteri, Perciformes, Serranidae. Bases 997 to 2217 code for a protein of 406 amino acids.
AUUCUCAUUUCUAAUUUUUUAAAUAGUAAAAUUCUGGAAUUGUCUUGAUUCUAUGAUAAGCUACAACAUGAGCAGAUAAAUAUUUAUUUUUCAAUAUUAAAAUGAAAUAAUCUAUUAUAAUAUAUUGAACAUCAUAUCAAACUCUUUAAAUAUUGACCUUAUUCAGUAUGUAGACGCGGAACAGUUUGGAAAGCCCUUGACCCGGACCAUCAGCGCCACUAAAAGGCACACAACCUCCCGUUUAACACCAUAAAAGCUGCAGAAACUAAAAGAAAGCUGCGGCUUCUUUAAGACAUCCGAGCAAAACAACUGCCCUACAGAGGAGGAGGGAGGGAUGGUGGGAGGGGGGAGAGUGAGGGAGGCGAGGUUUGGCUGGAUGACCGAAUGGCAGCUUUUACGCAGAGGGUUGUCUCACCUGCUGAAACGCACUCCACCAUUCAGCACAACAGAGCCAUCUUUCGCUCUCACCUCCAAUUAAUAUCCACGCCUGCGAGGUCAGCGCUUCGUUCUCGCCUCCUUUUGGGUUUGUUUUGUUUUGUCUGUGGCUUUAUUUUGACGCGACGUGCCCGGCUAUCCUACCAUGCCCUCUCCGUAGCCUAUGGAUCGUCUCUGCCAGAGUAGGCGAACAAAGCGCAUCCAGCCUCUCCAGAGAACUGCCUCCUCCAAAAACAUCUCGGAUUUCUGUGUGUAAGUACUCAGGAUAACCACCUUCGGUUGUUUUUCUUGUUGUCAGCCUGCCCUGUGUGUAGUUCACUGGGAAAGAACACGCUGUUAAAGAUGGAUACUCUUUUUCUCAGCCCGAUGGAGAGGCUUUUAAUUUAGGGAACACCCGAUCCCAAUGCUGGACAAAAAUAAUGGCAACAUUUUGGAAAGCGCUGGACAUGUUAUUGGUUUCCUGGGAGUAGAAAAGGCCUGUGUCGAUGCUUGAAACCCCAAAACAGCCCAAAUCUGCAGCACACAUACAAACAUUUCAUCUCCCAAGGCGUGAAUCACCAUAUGACAAAAAUACAUCCGAGCACUGAUAAAAUAUACACAGAGAUGGAGCACACCGGGAUCGAGGAGGUGAACCAGACGCACCAGCAGCAGCAUGAGCCCAUCAGCUUCGGGAUCGAUCAGAUCCUCAACAGCUCGGACCAGUCCAGCGGCUGCAUGCUGCCCAACCGGACCGGCGACCCGGAUUACGCGCUGGCCCCCAACGUCUACAGCAACGGGUACAACAGCGUCUACAACCCUGCCUGCUCCAUGGCGGCGGGUCUGGCCGGCUCCUACAACGUCAACAUGAACAUGAACGUCAGCAUGAACAUGAACAUGAACGUUAACGUGAACUCGGGCGGCGCCGGAGGAGUGAUCCGGGUGCCGGCGCACAGACCCAUGCCGCCGCCUCCGCCGCCGCCCGCCGCCGCCGCGCCGCAUCCGCCCCCUUCAACGCAUCCGGCGUGCAUCGGACCCGGCAUCGCCUCGGUACCCGGGAUGGGGAUGGGGAAUGCGGCAAACUUCACCUUCCCGUGGAUGGAGAGCAGUAGGAGGUUUGCCAAGGACAAACUAACAGGGGAGCAGGCAGAGGAGAGCCGAGCCGGAGAGGCCACAGGGGGGCCGGGGCCCACCGGGUCCCUCUGUCCUCUCCCCAAGGGAGACAUCGGCAGGGUCCCUGUCUGGAGCACGGUGGAGACAUUAGCCAAAUGCUAUUAUCCCGAGCUCGCUCACCUGCGAGACGGCAAUGGCCUUCUAGCAGACUAUCCUUUUCCAAAGGGGGCUUGCCCAGCAGCCCUCUCUCCCUUCUCUGUGACCCGUCGCAUCGGCCACCCUUACCAGAACCGGACGCCGCCCAAGAGGAAAAAGCCCCGCACCUCGUUCAGCCGGGUGCAGAUCUGUGAGCUGGAGAAACGUUUUCAUCGACAGAAAUACCUGGCGUCAGCCGAGCGUGCCACCUUGGCCAAAGCCCUGAAGAUGACAGACGCACAAGUCAAGACCUGGUUUCAGAACAGACGGACAAAAUGGCGGAGACAGACUGCAGAGGAGAGAGAGGCCGAGAGGCAGCAGGCCAACCGGCUGAUGCUGCAGCUUCAGCAGGAAGCUUUCCAGAAGACGUUGAGCCAGCCUCUGCAGCCAGACCCACUCUGCCUGCACAACUCGUCCCUCUACGCCCUGCAGAACCUGCAGCCCUGGGCAGACGACAAUAAGGUGACCUCCGUCACCUCCGUGGCAUCUGUAGUGUGA